Molecule: messenger RNA, 1143 nt
Organism: Scheffersomyces coipomensis
Lineage: Eukaryota; Fungi; Ascomycota; Pichiomycetes; Serinales; Debaryomycetaceae
Exons: 1
Coding region: 1-1143 (380 amino acids)
Biological process (GO): mitochondrial citrate transmembrane transport
Cellular component (GO): mitochondrion
Molecular function (GO): citrate secondary active transmembrane transporter activity
Source: RefSeq, a predicted model, not a curated record
AUGAGUACAAAUGGAAGUGGUGAUAACUUGUUGACUGCAUUGGUAGCGGGAUCGACAGCUGCUGCCGCUACAUCCACAAUCACUUAUUCAUUAGAUUUUAUUAAAACGCAACAACAAUUGAACAAUGCUUCAUAUAUGGCAAAAUGGAAGGUUCCAGGAAAUUUCCCAUCUUCUUUGGCCCAGUUACAUAGAGGUUGUAGUGCCUUGGUGCUAGGAUCAGUAAUGAAGAAUUCAACUAGACUUAUAGCUUAUAACUGGCUGUGUAAAUUCAUGGCUAUUGAAUCUCAUAAUGCACAUGGUACUAAUAAAACAAAGACUAGUGCUCCAAGAAUAGUUAUAGCAGGUAUGAUGAGUGCAUUUGUUGAAACCUUGUGUUUAAUACCAUUUGAAAAUAUAAAGAUAACCAUGAUUCAAAAUCAAUCCCUUCAGAAUGAUAUGGUUAGAUCUCCUAAUCUUGAUGUAACUGGAUCAGGUGUCGUGGGAAAGCAUCAUAAAACACAUGCAACAGUCUUUUCAAAGCAAUAUGUUUCACCCCAUGCUUAUUUCACGGGUGAUGUUAUAGCCCAAUACAAAUGUGGAAAGAAUUAUUCUAAAUUCCAACCUCCUAAACCGCAUGAUCCAUUGGAUAUAUUAAAGAUAAAUUAUAACAAACAUCCUUCAUUGACCUUUUUAGGAACCAUCAAAGAAAUUUACUUAUUGAAGGGUUUAGGUGGAUUCACAGCUGGUACAUUCAUUACCUUUUCACGUCAAAUAGCGAUAUCUACAGUUUGGUUUUCAACUUAUAAUGCUACUAGACAACUUAUAGAUCCACAUAAUACUGAACAAGGUUGGUUCGGUCAUAAUCAUACUGCUAUACAACUGGUGGGUUUACAUUUAUUGUCUUCGAUUGCUGUUAUAGCUGUCACCCAACCUUUGGAUGUUGUCAAAUCACAUAUUCAACUGAAAAAUGGUAAGAUGAUUUAUAAAGAUUCAUUAAGCACUGCUUAUCGAUUAUUUUUAGAUGAGGGAGCAAAAGCAUUGUUUAAGGGUGCUUUACCAAGAGCUUUUAAAGUGUUGGUGAGUGGAGGUUUGACAGCUGCUGUAUAUAGUAAAGUCGAAGGUGUCGUAGAGGUUGCUGGAGGUCAAACACUUUUUGCGGAAUAA